AUGUUCAAGAAACCAGAAAAGCGAGCGCCUAUCAGCGACUCACUUAAACGUGCAAUCUGUGCCUUUCACAACGCUAACGUGCUAUAUACUCAUGUUGAGAUUGCGGCUCAUUUCAAUGCUAUGUAUAAUGACUUGAACAUCGAUCAAACAACCCGUGGCUGUUAA
Messenger RNA from Paraglomus occultum, 165 nucleotides. The record is from the annotation of a GenBank genome assembly. Lineage: Eukaryota; Fungi; Glomeromycota; Glomeromycetes; Paraglomerales; Paraglomeraceae.